CGCUUAAAGUACCCAUCCCUGUGCGAAAUACACAAAGCAAAAGUGAAAAACGCAUACAAAAAUAAUAAAAGUUCAAUUAAAAAUUGCAUCUUUACGUUGCACUGUUGAAUAAACAUUAAUAGGCGUACACAGUAUAUGAAAAGUGCCGCAGAUCAAUCGAAAUUACAAAUUGUAUUCAAAGCAUCAAAUAUAAAUACCACAGCAGCCAUUCAAAAUGGCCACCAGCGAGAUUUCUAGCUCCAAUGAGCGGCACUACUACGCCAAGCUGGAGGCAAUCAAGGAUAUACGGGACAAGACCUUGGCCCUGGAGAAACUAAAGGUGCGCAUUAUUAAGGAGGUGAAGUUAAGCGACGACGAGGAGAAAUGUCUGGACGAAUAUCGCAAGGAAAUGGAGCAUCUUUUGGAGGAGAAGAUGUCGCACGUGGAGGAGCUCCGCCAGAUACACGCAGAUAUCAACGACAUGGAGAACAUCAUUAAGCAGACGAAGGAGAAUCAAACGCGUUCCUUUGAUAUGGCCAAUCGCGUGUACGAAGAAUACCUCGCUCUCAAAUAUCAAAUCGACCACAUGCGGCGCGACUAUUUGGGCCUCAGUCCACUCCGUGACCUACACGAAGAAGAAGGCAGCCCCAUAUCAAAGGAUCGCUUUCAGACAAAUUUUCUUAAAGUCGCCGCACAAUCGGCGGCCGUGGCAGCAGCUGCAGCCGCAGCGGCCGCCGUCACACAGCCCACAUCCCUAGCGAGACCCCAUGCACGGCAUCCGCUAAUGGCCGAGGCCACCGUGACAGCAUUACCGCCGAAUUCUGCCAGCGGCGGUGGGGGCGGUGGCUCAACUGUGCCUAGUGGUGGUGGUGGUGGGCCGGGGCAUGCGUUUAUGCCACCUGCACCGCCAGGAGCACCAGGCAGCGCUGGCGCUGCCGCAGCUGCAGCCGUGGCUGCAGCUCGUCUGGGCAAGAGCGACUUUUCGGCACCGCCACCGCCGCCGCCGACCACAAAUCGGCUGCAGCAGUCACCAUCCAUUGGGAUUGGACACCAUCCAUCUUUUCGCUCCGACUUCAACGUGAACCUGAGGCAACAGCCGCCCCCAAUGAAGUCCUGCUUGUCCUGCCAUCAGCAGAUUCAUCGCAACGCGCCCAUUUGUCCGCUCUGUAAGGCCAAGUCGCGUUCACGUAAUCCCAAGAAGCCCAAAAAGAAAAAUAACUAAUUGCCAAUGCUCCCAUCAUUUACAUUUUAUGUGUUCCAUCAA
Molecule: messenger RNA, 1243 nt
Organism: Drosophila hydei
Lineage: Eukaryota; Metazoa; Arthropoda; Insecta; Diptera; Drosophilidae
Product: zinc finger C4H2 domain-containing protein
Exons: 1
Coding region: 215-1201 (328 amino acids)
Biological process (GO): positive regulation of neuron differentiation
Cellular component (GO): nucleus
Source: RefSeq, a predicted model, not a curated record